This is a messenger RNA of Glycine soja, 2460 nucleotides long. RefSeq names its product receptor-like protein EIX2. The record is from RefSeq and is a predicted model, not a curated record. The coding region runs from base 16 to 2088 and encodes 690 amino acids. Gene Ontology annotation, molecular function: protein binding. The transcript is spliced from 2 exons. NCBI's taxonomy places the organism in Eukaryota, Viridiplantae, Streptophyta, Magnoliopsida, Fabales, Fabaceae.
UCAUCUUCUUUCAUUAUGCGUUCUUCAUCUUCUCUUGUAUCCCUUGAUCUCUCCUCAAAUCUGUUGAAAUCAUCAACUAUAUUUUACUGGCUCUUUAACUCUACCACCAAUCUUCAUAACCUUGACCUUGGUUAUAACAUGUUAGAAGGUCCCAUUCCAGAUGGAUUUGGGAAAGUAAUGAACUCUCUUGAAGUUCUUUACCUAUCCGAUAACAAACUGCAAGGCGAGAUUCCAUCUUUCUUUGGUAACAUGUGCGCAUUGCAGAGUUUAGACCUCUCAAAUAACAAGUUGAACGGUGAAUUUUCUAGCUUCUUCCGAAAUUCAUCAUGGUGCAACAGAGACAUAUUUAAGAGUUUGUACUUAUCUUGUAACCGGUUGACUGGCAUGUUACCUAAAAGCAUUGGAUUGCUAUCUGAGUUGGAGUAUCUUAACUUGGCUGGGAAUUCUUUGGAGGGUGACGUCACUGAAUCCCAUCUUUCUAAUUUUUCCAAAUUAAAAAAAUUGUACUUAUCAGAGAGCUCGUUGUCUCUGAAAUUUGUCCCGAGUUGGGUUCCUCCAUUCCAAUUAGAAUCAUUGGGAAUCAGAUCUUGCAAGUUGGGCCCCACUUUUCCUAGUUGGCUCAAGACUCAAAGUUCUUUGUAUAUGCUUGAUAUUUCUGAUAACGGGAUUAAUGACUCUGUACCAGACUGGUUUUGGAAUAACUUGCAAAAUAUGAGAUUCUUAAAUAUGUCUCACAAUUAUAUCAUUAGUGCAAUUCCUAAUAUAUCAUUGAAGCUUCCUAACAGACCGCCUAUACUUCUGAAUUCCAAUCAGUUUGAGGGUAAAAUUCCGUCAUUUUUACUACAAGCUUCCGAGCUGAUGCUCUCUGAAAAUAAUUUUUCAGAUUUGUUUUCAUUCUUAUGUGACCAAAGCACAGCUUCAAAUUUGGCCACUUUAGAUUUGUCACGCAAUCAAAUAAAUGGGCAACUGCCAGAUUGUUGGAAAUCAGUAAAGCAAUUACUGUUCCUUGAUUUAAGCAGCAAUAAAUUGUCAGGGAAGAUUCCUAUGUCCAUGGGCGCCCUUGUUAAUAUGGAAGCCUUGGUUUUACGAAACAAUGGUUUAAUGGGUGAGUUACCUUCUUCUUUGAAGAAUUGCAGCAGUUUAUUUAUGCUGGACCUGAGUGAAAAUAUGUUGUCGGGUCCAAUACCAUCAUGGAUUGGAGAAAGUAUGCAGCAAUUGAUAAUCCUGAACAUGCGAGGAAAUCACCUCUCUGGAAAUCUACCCAUUCAUCUCUGUUAUUUGAACCGUAUUCAAUUGUUGGAUCUUUCAAGGAAUAAUUUGUCAAGAAGAAUUCCAUCAUGCUUAAAGAAUUUCACUGCAAUGUCUGAACAGAGCAUCAACUCAAGUGACACUAUGUCUCGUAUAUAUUGGUAUAAUAGCACUUACUAUGAUAUUUAUGGUUACUUUUGGGGAGGUUAUACGCUUGACAUAACAUGGAUGUGGAAAGGUGUGGAACAGGGGUUCAAGAAUCCAGAGUUAAAGCUCAAGAGCAUUGAUCUUUCCAGUAACCAUUUAACCGGUGAAAUACCAAAGGAGGUCGGAUAUUUGCUUGGGUUAGUUUCUUUGAAUCUAUCAAGAAACAAUUUGAGUGGAGAAAUUCCUUCUCGGAUUGGGAAUUUAAGGUCACUAGAAUCACUUGACUUGUCAAGAAAUCACAUCUCUGGGAGAAUUCCUUCUUCUCUUUCUGAAAUUGAUUAUUUGCAAAAAUUAGACUUGUCACACAACUCUCUUUCUGGAAGAAUCCCAUCAGGAAGACAUUUUGAAACCUUUGAAGCCUCUAGUUUUGAAGGAAACAUUGAUCUUUGUGGCGAACAACUUAACAAAACUUGUCCUGGGGAUGGAGAUCAGACAACAGAAGAGCAUCAAGAAACAGCAGUCAAAGGUGAUGAUUCAGUUUUCUAUGAGGGAUUAUACAUGAGCUUGGGGAUUGGAUACUUCACUGGAUUUUGGGGCUUAUUAGGGCCAUUACUACUGUGGCGUCCUUGGAGAAUUGCUUACAUGAGGUUUCAGAACAGAUUAACAGACUAUGUAUAUGUAUGCUUAUUGUGAAUGUGGGAAUUGUUGCUGAUCGCUCCAAGGCAAAAAGAUGUGCUGCAGACUUCUGAUCAGAGAAGAAACCAUUGUUGGCAGCUACAAAUGCGAGAUAAUUUCUUUAAUAUAGGAGUUUACAAUGUUUUGUAUUUAAGUAAUGAACUGCAAAAUCUUGUUUCCAGAAAGUUAGUAUGCUAUUGUUGUAUUUAUUGUAUUUGUAAUGCUGUUUGUUUUUCAUUAUUGUGCUUAGAUCUGUGAUAUCUAAAAUUUCACCACUUCAUAUUCAUCUUCAACAAUGCUUUCUACUAUAUUCUCCUAGUGCAGCUAUACUUAACUGUGAAUCAAAUUUGUGCAUGAGAAGAAGAAUGCAAGAUACCCUAUUUGUUCCUA